AUGACUGCGUUUCUUGAUAACAAGCUGGAGUAUCUUCAGAAACACAACAUUGCACAACUAACGGAGCAUAUUGUGAGGAAUAUCAUGGAGGAUCUUCCGGAAAAUCCAAUCAAGUACGUCCAUGACCUUCUGGAACGACCCAUUCCCCCUCAGAUCGUCAUUGCGGGUCCACCUGGAAGUGGUAAAGGAACGCAGUGUCAAGCCAUUGUAGAACGUUUUGGGGUUGUGCACAUCUCCUCCGGAGAUCUGCUGCGUGCAGAGGUGGCGGCCGGUACAGAAGUUGGCAAAAUGGCCGAAACUUUCAUUCACAACGGUGAGAUGGUUCCCAACAAAAUUGUCAUCAACGCUGUUCGCAAGCGGCUAGAGCAAGACGAUGUUAAGGAGCGUGGGUGGUUACUGGAUGGCUUCCCCCGCUCACGGGAUCAGGCGGAGGCGUUGGAGAGUUCAGGCAUCGUACCGCAUGUCUUUCUCCUGUUGGAGGUACCCGAUACAAUCGUCGUGGAGCGCAUUGAAAACCGCCGUACAGACCCGGCUACGGGCAUGGUGUACCACCUGCUUUACAACCCACCUCCGCCAGAGGACGUUGCUCUGUGUGAGCGCCUCAUUCAGCGCGAUGACGACCACCGCGAAACGGUGGAAGCCCGUCUGAGGAUUUACCACGAAAAACUCCACGGCCUCAAGGAACACUAUGGAACUUUGGUUGAAACAAUAAAUGGGGACCAAAGUAUUCAUGCAGUCACGGAGGGUGUCCUUGCGGUGGUGGAGCGACGUCGUCUCAAGUAG
Trypanosoma cruzi is the source of this 783-nucleotide messenger RNA. Its product is annotated as adenylate kinase, putative. Bases 1 to 783 code for a protein of 260 amino acids. The transcript has a single exon. Gene Ontology annotation, molecular function: ATP binding; nucleoside diphosphate kinase activity; AMP kinase activity. Lineage: Eukaryota; Euglenozoa; Kinetoplastea; Trypanosomatida; Trypanosomatidae. Gene Ontology annotation, cellular component: cytoplasm. The record is from RefSeq and is a predicted model, not a curated record. Gene Ontology annotation, biological process: nucleoside triphosphate biosynthetic process.